GUCUCUAGCUUUUCUUCUUGCUUAAUAUAUGUUUUUAGAAGCUGUCUGUCCUUUAUGUCUCUUUACGUCUGGCCGUCCCCUACACAGAUGUAUCAUAUCUAAUUUGCUGGAAGUGAGAGCAGUCAAGCGAGAAACCUGAUAACCAACCACCUAAACCUGACACGGUUAGACACGAAGGGAGAAGAAGAUGGAAUAUCCAUUUUUCUCUUGAAACAUCAACCCCUAACAAGGUCGCUGACGUCCAUUGCAUCGUCUUUCUUCUCAGAGUCGGUGUCAGGAUAUCCGAUCGCCGUCUUGCGCUCCAUGCAGUCAAAUUUGUUGCCCCUGUAGCGUGUAGUCCUAGAAACAGGAGUUUGAAAGAGUAUUCCAGCAUCCGCAUCAAACCACGUGAUACACUGUCUGAGAUAUCUACUCGACAUUUUGAGGCAGUUAUUUUCUGUUUGCUGCUUGGCGUAAAAACCAUACAGAAUGGUACUGUUUAUUCCUAAUUGACAGAGUAAAUAAUCCACACAUAUACAAAGGAAAUGACGACAUAAAGCCUGCGUUUAGCUAUAUUCACGGAAAGAAGUUCCUAAUGUGAUUUGAGAAGACAACGCAGAGAGCACAUAGGAACUAUCCAAUCAGAGUGUCAAGACGAUUUAUUCUCAGUGAGAUAGUUAUAAAGACUUAGCGUAUAGAAGAUACAAAGCUGAACGUGCCUACUCAUCACCAUAAACAUAAUUAUAUUAUGUCAUCUCAAAUAGUGGAGCAAACAGGUAGUUGUUUCAUAGUAUCGAAAAGUUGGAAGAUGUAUUGUUAGUAACUCCAUUUCUUAGUGUACAUCGGCUUUGGAGCAUGUAGACCGACUUUUGCCUCAGGAAAACAAAAUAUUUUAGGAAGUGCUUGCGAGCCCACACUUUGAGAAACACCGGUCUAGAUGACACACAGACUUUAGUGGAACUUUUAGGCUUAGCUGACCCCAGGUUUUUCAAAAUAUUAUGUAGUACGCUGCUGGUCCCACAGCGGAUCAUUGAUCUUCCUUACGAAGAGGACCACCAAGAGACAAUACUGGCCUGUGUUAUUUGAAGGGAUCACUCACUUGUACCAGAUCAACAGAGACAAAAGGUGCUUGCUUACCAGCACCAACUACUACGUAGCGCACCAGCGAAUGUCAUGAAGCAACGAGCAGUACUAAAGAAAAAGAGAAAAACGGGCAGAGACUUGCAGAAAAAAAAUCAUAAUUUGAAUGAUAGAGAAACAAACAAAGCAUCCACUGGUGAAGUCAAAUUAGUGGAUCCAGACAGAAAUGAAGAAAAUAGGUUGAUGGAAAAGAAAAAUAUAAUCAUUAAGAAAAUAAACAAGGCUUCCAAGAAAAAAUACGUAUCAAACGAAGAAUCAAGUCACGAUCUGUCAGCAAUAGAAAGAGGUGGAAACAAAACGUCUCCGACCGAAGAAGGAGCCGAAGAAAAGGCCACAUUCGAAUGUUCACAGACACAAGAACGUCUUUACUCGUGCCCUUUGUGUGAAGAAGUGGUUGAUUCAUCUCAUUCAUUUACCUUUCAUAUUCGUCAACAUAACCCUAACGACCAUAGCAGGACUUGUCGUGUUUGUGGCAAAACUCUCAGCUCUACUAGUUCUUUGGAUCGACACAUGCUUGUCCAUUCAGGAGAACGCCCUUUCAAGUGCAAAGUUUGCAACAUGGCGUUUACUACCAACGGAAACAUGCAUCGCCAUAUGCGAACCCAUAGUACUACAGAUAACAACCAAGAAGGUAAAAAAAAUUCAAAAGAAUCUAAAUGUAAGUCUAAGCCCAAACGAAAUCUUUAUGAAGAUCAAAAUAAUGAUACUUCAGAUACUGUUAUGGAGAAAUUAUGCACGAGUUCUGAAGCGGUAGACAAACGCAGCAAUAAUUCUUGUAGUUUUCCCGCCUUUGAAAAGGGUUUAAACGAGCAUCAAAGCAGUACGGACACAACAACUCAUGAUUCACCUACGUUUAGUAACAGUAUUUGUAUCGCGAAAGACUGUAACACAGUUUCCAUACAACGCUGUUCAACUACGCCGGAAAAUGCUAAAGAAUGUGAAUCACGGAAAGCUCUUGAACCACCGACUGUUGGCUUUCAUGAUGUAACCUUUGUUGAUUUUUCUUUGGAUAAGUUUUCUUUAAUUGCAAAAACUUAUUGUGAGCAAAACAAACGACGUCCGAGUAGUGCCUUUCACAGUUUUCAAUGUCCAGACUGUAACAAAGGAUUUCCAUGUGAAAGUGCCCUUCGUCUUCAUAAAAUGAACCAUGAUGAAGAAAUGACGACUCAUUGCACUAGCUGUCAAUGCUACUUUGAUUCCCCACUGUCCGAACAGUUGCACCGAUUAAAACAUGUGGCUACUGAAAGCUGCUUUGAUGAAUCACAUCUAAACAAAGAUGCUACAGAUUCCGAUUCAAAUUAUAUGGAACCUAAAAAACAGGAUUUCCUUGCGUUGCUAGAACUACAGAGUAAGGGAUUCGAAGUUGCAUUGAAAUCAACAUCAAAUCGUGAGAUUCGAGAAGGGCUUUUUGAGAAUCCAUCGUAUUUCAUUUAUGGAAAAUCAGAAAAAGAAGUUCUAAAGGGAUUGGCCAUUGAACCAGCUAGUGACUUUGCUGAUAUUCAAUCAAUUCUGUCUGUUACUUCUAAAUCACCGCUGUUGUUCAACAUUCAUUCUUCCCAUGUAGCUCCCCCACUUUCUUCACAACCUCGCCCUAUCACUAGCAUCUUAUCGAAAUCCCCUUUGGCAGUCAACACAGCCACAGUCAGUUCUUCUUCUCCAUCUAAAACUGACCUGAUCUACUCCAUAAAGAAGACAAAUGUUGACACUGAACCAGAAACUGAACUUCAAAUUCAUGAAAAUGGAAGAUUUCUUUGUGAAUAUUGUAACAUUACCUUCAAAAGUGCAAGUACUUUCAAAAAACACACAAGAUGCCACUCACAGGAAAGUACAACUUACUCCUGCUCCAUGUGCUCCUAUACCAGUUUAGACAAAAGCACACUGAUCCGUCACUUACGAACUCACAAUGGGGAGAGGCCUUUCCAAUGUGGUAUAUGUCAGUAUGCCUUUACUACCAAAGCCAACUGUGAACGUCACGUCAGAAAACGUCAUAAAAAGGCCAACAAGACGGAGAUUCGAAAUGCUAUGCAAUACAAUCCCAAUAUGGCUGAACUAAAGUCACCCAAAGAGGUUAAUACAAAGACGAGUGUAUGUAAGUAUUGCAAUGUGGACUUCAAGUUCAGUCGCGUGCUUCGACAUCAUCUGAGGUCACUACACAACAGCUGUAGCCGAAAGCCCUUCUGUUGCACAAUCUGUCAUUUAGGGUUUUCAACGAAGAACAACUGUAUCAGGCACGUCUCAAAGCAACACCCUGAUAUGAAAGAGAAACUCAGUGAGGCUGUGUCUGCAAAUGUUACAAAUGACACGUCUGACCAAGAUUCCCUUAUUUUAUCAGACGAAAGUCCACAAAAAGACGAUUGCCGCAAGUCAUCAUCCGGGUCCCAGUCUGAGACUUCAUCAAAAAUAAACAAAUUUAUGAAUUUGGCCUUGCCUUUAGAACUUACUUCUCGACCGCCAAGUAGAGCAGAUAGUGCAGAUCUAAGUAGUAUAGACGAUAUCGUUUCAGCUGCCAACACUCUGGUCAUCCUUUCAAGCAUGUCUCCUCCACAAGAGGAACCAUUGAAUUUAGCCGUGCAUGCAUUGGAUCUUAGUGUGAAACCAAGUCUGAAAUCACAUCUUCCAAAACAUGAAAAACCAGCCAGCAGUUUUAACAGGUCUGAAUUAUCGUCAUCUUCUUUUGUGACUAAUACACAACAGUUUCAUGUUUCCCCUCUGCUUUUGUCAGGAUCUGAAGUUGGGACAACAGAAAGAGAUAAAGUUCUGCCUAGAUCUUCAGAUUCUCCUUACACAAGCGCUUUUUUAUCAACAAAUACUUCAUCAGGACGUAGAAUUCAGAAGCAGAAAGGUGAUGUUUAUAUAACCUUCAAAAUGGUGAAUGACAAGUUAGCACCUCGUAACAAGAGAUCAUUUACAUGUACCUUCUGCUCUGCAGGUUUUACUUUAAAAUCAAACAUGGAAAGGCACAUUAAAAGAAAACACCCAGAACAUGCACGACCAACAAGAAGCCGAAAUUUCAUUCCCAAUUUAACCCCCUCUGUGCAGAAACCUAGUCCACCUACUCUUUCUAGCACAACCAGAGCUGCUCUUAGAGUUCUCGUUCUUGGGAACAAAGCACAAGAGUUAACUGCUAACGAGAAAGGUAAAGACCAAAUAGGCGCUUCAGUUAUGGGGAAUUAUCAACAAAAAGAGCUUAAUGUUAUUGUAUCUCAACAUUCUGCUUCUUUUGAAACAGGUCAUGAUAACAAAGGAGCUAAAACGUCGUGUGGCAAUCAUUCGAGUAUAAGUAACACCAAUAAAAUAGAUUCGAGUGAUUCAGGAGCCACUACAGACUUAGCUAGCGUUUCUUCACUCAUUGAUACCGCCAAUUCCCAAGCAUUUCGCCAAUAUUUGAUGAAUGCUAGGACCGACAAUAACCAAUCUAGCUAUAACUGUGGGAUUUCUGACAAGAAAGAAACAGAGAACAAAGAACAGAAGAUCACACAAUCUGUUAGCAACACUUCUGUUUUUAAAAAUAAAAGUUACUGUAUAGAUUCUCCAAAUAGUGUUUCCUGUCCCUUUUGCUCACGAAAAUUUCCCUGGACAAGUUCUCUGCGUCGACAUAUUUUAACUCACACUGGCCAAAAACCCUUUAAGUGCCCUCGAUGUCCAACUUGGUUCACCACAAAGUCGAAUUGUGAAAGACACUUAAUUCGUAAACAUACUCGUAACAAUGAUAUUAAAUCGAGAACUGUCCCGGAAAGAUUAUUUAAGUGCAAUCAGUGCCAAAGUAGUACGUUUUCCACUCCAGGAAACCUAAGAAAGCACUACUACUUGAAGCAUUGGACCAAAAAAGGAAACUUUUUUGGACCUCGCCAUUCAGAUUCCGAAGUGAAUAAUUGUAAAUGUUGUGAAAAUCAGUCUGCCAUUGUGACAGCGUGCAAGGAAGAACGAGAAGAAUUGGUUAAUUAUAGCGAAAUAGAGAUAGAAGGUAAUGUUUCUGGUUCAGAUUCAAAACAACAUAAAAAUGUGAACGAUGUCCACUCUCAUUGCUGUGAUAAAACCUUUCUUUCGCGUAAAGAUCUUGAAACCCACGUAGGACAAUAUGUGGAUUUACCCUAUAAAUGUCACCUGUGUGACACCUCCUAUGACAAGAAGCAAGAUUGUCUUGACCACUUGAGGCUCGCCCAUAACUCUGAAUACCAGCUGUUAAUAAGUAAAGGAGCGUUAGCCCAACAGAGAUCAGAAGAGGUCAUGAUACCCUCAUCGAUAGACAUGAACGCUUUGAAUAAUAAUAAUGAGGAUGAAGAACAUGGCUCCAAAAACAAGCAGUUGGAUUAUAUUCAACGAAAAGUCAUUUGUGUUUUUUGUUUACGUCGUUUUUGGUCAACAGAAGACUUACGACGACACAUGAGAACGCACUCUGGCGAGAGACCCUAUGCUUGUGGUAUUUGUCAUCGUAAGUUCUCCCUGAAGCACAGUAUGACACGGCAUCACCGAAAACAUCAAAAACAUGGAUCUACAGCUCUUCAGGAUAGUACAGAUGAAGACUGUCCACCACUGAAAUAUAGCAUUCGAUCAAAAUUAAGAUCUCGCAAAAAGCCAAGUCAAAACUCUUUACUGUACCUAUUGCCUCGUUCGAAAAGUUUGGAUCAUCCCAUAUCGGAAUGUACUGCCACACGCGCAUUAUCUGUUCAAAAGGAAGUUUCAUCUACAAAUAAGAACUCCCAGGAAAGUACCACGGAGACAAAUGAUGGGAAUACUUUGAUCCAGAAUCUCUUGGGAAUCCAAGAUUCAACAAUUAUUGAUAAGAUGCUUGACUCUGCUGAUUCGGCAGCUAAAUUACUUGGAGUUCAAGAACUAUGACAUUCCUUCAGACUUUGUUAACGUUAUUUUUUUCAGACUUCUACUUUGAUUUUGAGAAAGCUCCACACUGAUUCUUUCUUCAGGUCUUCACCACUAUUCAUUCAAUCAACACUUAAAAAUAUUCUUAAGUGUCUGAAAUUAUAGCGAAACAUGGAUUUUAAAUUUGUUCUUCAACUUCUACAAUAUCUUACACUGAACAUGGGAAAGAGAUUAUUCACAAAUAUAUAGUACUUGCAGUUGAGAAUGACAUUUUCUAUCUAUGAGUAAUCUAAUUGUUUGUUGAUUGCUCCUGAUUAAGCUUUGUAAGAUGUGUUCCUGGUAAGCCUGUUUCUCAGGAAAUACAGUGACCAAGUCAUAUAAUUAAUAAUUAUUGAAUUGGUCAUUUCAUACUAAUAAUUUUAUUCAUAUUCGUAUAUUUAUGCGUAGUUUCUAUUUCGGAAAUCAUUACUGAUUCUGUGGUUGAAUGGAACCAAUUUUACUCUUGACCUGUGUUUAACAGUAUUGUUAUAGCUCUCAAAUUUCUGACAUAGGAAAAUUUUAAUUCAACUUGUGGGUGCUUUAUUUGAAGCUAAGAAAUUUGUGCCUUUGUAAAUUGGACCAUGUAAAGUUUUAAUAUUAAUACAAACUCAGUUCGUCAUCUAAUAGUAACGUUGAUCUUUUGCAUUCGAGGAAAAUGGUCGAACACAUAGACUAUUCAACAGAACAAAGACAAAUAUUGAAAGACUGGAGAAAGAGAUUAAACAAAAUGUGAUAUUUCUAAUUAACAUUCCAGCUACGUUUUGAGGGUUUUUUGUUGUUGUUUUUUGGAAAAUUGUGUACAACGGAAAGAAAUGCCGUUUUUAAUUUUAAUGUUGUCAGAUAUUAAGAAUUACCUUCGUACUUGCUGCGUAUUUCAAGAAAAAAAAAGAUAGGUUCUGCAUAAAAUGUGGUUUUAAAGUUCAUAAUGUUUCUGGAGACUGUUUCCUGUGAUGAUCCACAAAACUGGACCUUUUUGUAUGUGUGUGUGUUAUAUUAUAAAGUGGCACUUCUGAAGUAAUCUUGAGCUGUAAAUAUAUAUUUAUAUGAAGACUUCUAAUUUCAUAACAAGUCCGUUAAUAGCGUUGAAGUAACAUAGAUUGUUAAGAAAUUUUGUAUUCGAAUUCGCCCUGAUACGCGCAUAAUGCUAAGUGUCAUAUUAGUAAAAUCGAGUAUCCGUAACUUGAAAAUACAGAAACGAGGCGUCAAAUAUAACAGCACAGGGUAUAGGAAAUACAGAGACGAGGCGUUAAAUACAUUACUACAGGAGUAUAGGAAAUACAGAGACGAGGCGUUAAAUACAUCACUACAGGGGUAUAGGAAAUACAGAGACGAGGCGUUAAAUACAUCACUACAGGGGUAUAGGAAAUACAGAGACGAGGCGUCAAAUAUAACAGCACAGGGAUAUAGGAAAUACAGAGACGAGGCGUCAAAUAUAACAGCACAGGGAUAUAGGAAAUACAGAGACGAGGCGUUAAAUAUAUGAGCACAGGGUAUAAGAAAUACAGAGAGGAGACGUUAUAUAUGUCAGCACAGGGGUAUAAGAAAUACAGAGACGAGGCGUUAAAUAUAUCAGCACAAGGUAUAGGAAAUGCAAAGACGAGGCGUUAAAUAUGUCAGCACAGGGUAUAAGAAAUACAGAGAGGAGGCGUUAUAUAUGUCAGCACAGGGGUAUAAGAAAUACAGAGACGAGGCGUUAAAUAUGUCAGCACAGGGGUAUAAGAAAUACA
Limulus polyphemus (Atlantic horseshoe crab) is the source of this 7703-nucleotide messenger RNA. RefSeq names its product ras-responsive element-binding protein 1-like. Gene Ontology annotation, molecular function: RNA polymerase II cis-regulatory region sequence-specific DNA binding; DNA-binding transcription activator activity, RNA polymerase II-specific. Gene Ontology annotation, biological process: regulation of transcription by RNA polymerase II. NCBI's taxonomy places the organism in Eukaryota, Metazoa, Arthropoda, Merostomata, Xiphosura, Limulidae. Bases 1153 to 5958 code for a protein of 1601 amino acids. The transcript has 6 exons. The record is from RefSeq and is a predicted model, not a curated record. Gene Ontology annotation, cellular component: nucleus.